Ostrinia nubilalis (European corn borer) is the source of this 2540-nucleotide messenger RNA. RefSeq names its product peroxidase (gene cysu). The record is from RefSeq and is a predicted model, not a curated record. The transcript is spliced from 14 exons. Gene Ontology annotation, biological process: response to oxidative stress. The coding region runs from base 178 to 2418 and encodes 746 amino acids. NCBI's taxonomy places the organism in Eukaryota, Metazoa, Arthropoda, Insecta, Lepidoptera, Crambidae. Gene Ontology annotation, molecular function: peroxidase activity; heme binding.
CAUCCGCAGUGCUAUCGCAGCCGCACCACCGGCAACACGCUCACACAAUAAUUAUUAUUAUUAUUUAUUAAUAAUAAUUCGAACCUGAAUGAACAGACUGUUUUGUGCGAUUGUGACCCAUGGUACAGUGAUCUAGUGGGUAUAAACUUCCAGUGGAGAGUGAGGAGAUAGCCUGAAAUGUUUUUAAGAGCGCUAACUAUAGCGCUGUGGUGCGCCGGCGCAUCGGCGCUGACGCCGCUAUCGGCUGCUGGCGACGACAACGACUGCGCGCUCUACCUCACCGGGCCGGGCCGCACCUCGGCGUACGACUACAGCCUGAACCUGCUGAAGGGGAACUUUGGAUACGAAGGCCAGCACACUUGCAUCACCUACGAUGCCGUUAAUCAAGCUUAUCUUGAAGCCAGGAACAGAAUCGUUGUGUCGCAGCCCAAAGGCGACUGGAAGCCCGAGGACUUCGCCAGCGUAGGAGAGCUUAUGCUCGACAUCUCCAUCAACUUGGCGAGGACGUACGGCCUUACAUACGAGGAGAUCGAAAAGGGCCUGCCUCUCAUCGACACCUCACGCACGCUGAUCCGGGAGGUGUGCCCUCCAGUGUUCUCCCACGUGGAGUGCCGAGCUGGCAAGUACAGGCGUCUGGAUGGACUCUGCAACAACCUGCAACAUCCUACAUGGGGUGCUACUAACGCGCCUUUCCAGAGGUUGAUCGGACCGCUCUUCGCUGAUGGCAUCAACGCGCCCCGUAUCUCGCACACCGGCCGCGACCUCCCUCUGUCCCGUGUGGUGUCCCGUACCAUGCAUCCCGACGAGGGCUUCCACGACCACGCCGGGACAGUCAUGGUCAUCGCCUGGGGACAGUUCAUGGACCACGACUACACACUCACUGGCACCCCUCUUGACCCGGUGAACCGUAACGACCCUGAGGAGUGCUGCAAGCGGCCGCUACACCUCAAGCACCCGUAUUGCAAUGAGAUCAGAGUGCCUGAAGACGAUUACUUCUACCGCCUGUUUGGAGUGAAGUGCAUUGACUUCGUGAGAGGGUUCCCUUCACCUCGUCCUGGCUGCCGUCUGGGAUCGAGAGUUCCGUUCAAUACGUUGACUGGAGCUAUAGACGGAAACACUGUCUACGGUGUCACUGACAAGUUUGCAAGGAAGCUGCGUACUGGUUACGGAGGUCUGCUCCGCAUGAACCCAGUUUUCAAGGAAUACGGGCUUCGGGACCUUCUGCCUUUGAAGCUUGACAUCCCUGAUGAGGGCUGCACUAGACCCAACAAGAAUAUGUACUGCUUCGAAGCGGGAGAGAUUCGAGUGAACGAGCAACUGGUUCUGACUGUGAUGCACACAUUGAUGGCGAGAGAGCACAACCGAGUGGCCAAGGCUUUGGCUGAGGUCAACCCUCACUGGGACGAUGAGACCCUGUACCAGGAAGCCAGACGCAUCAAUAUUGCCGAAAUCCAGCAUAUCACUUACAACGAAUUCUUGCCCAUUCUGCUCGGAAAAGAUGUCAUGGAGAAAUUCGGACUGGUUCUUGAGAAAGAAGGUUACUGGAAUGGAUACGAUCCUGAAGUGAACCCUGACGUCAUAGCGUCCUUCGCUGCUGCUGCCUACCGAUUCGGUCACUCGUUGCUACCUACCGCGGUUGAAAGGUGGUCCAAGGCACACAAGUUCAUCGCGUCUAAGAGGUUGUCAGACCUCAUCAGAAGGCCAUACGAUUUAUACCGAGCUGGAGUUUUGGACGAGUAUGUCAUGGGUCUGAUGAACCAAGUAGCUCAAGCUAUGGACGACUCCAUCACCCAGGAAGUAACCAACCACCUUUUCAAGAAGGUUGGAGCAAGAUUCGGAAUGGACUUGGUAUCUUUCAACAUGCAGAGAGGCCGUGAAUUCGGUCUGCCAGGCUACAUGGAGUUCAGAAAGUUCUGCGGCCUUCCUGGAGCCGAAAGCUUCCAGGAUCUCUUCGGGACCAUGUCCAACGAAACAGUGCGCAAAUACGAGUCGAUAUUCGAGCACCCAAUUGAUGUAGACUUGUGGUCUGGUGGUGUUUCUGAACGGCCACUCCCUGGGUCGAUGUUGGGGCCCACAUUCGCUUGCAUCAUCGCUACACAGUUCUCUUACUCGAGACGAGGAGACAGAUUCUGGUAUGAACUCCCCAACCAACCCUCAACGUUCACGCCAGAACAGCUGACUGAGAUCAGGAAGGCGCGGCUCGCUCGCGUCAUUUGCGACAACACAGACAUCAUCGACACCGUCCAACUGUACCCGAUGGUGCUGCCUGACCAUGAGCUAAACCCUCGCGUACCGUGCCGGAGCGGUAUCAUACCCGCAAUGGAUUUCACGAAGUGGGCGGAACCCGCGCCCUUCCAAGGGGCUGCCAAGCAGUUCGUGAGUAGCUUCACUUACGACCCAUAUAUCGGCAAAAAGUAGUACACGCACCUAUGUAGUUCGUAGAGCCCACUUGUUAGACACGUUGUUGAUUGAUAUUCAAGCUAAAUAGCCCCAAUUUGUAGUCAGAAGAAAAAACGCUGGUUUAGUGUUUCAUCCCACAA